AUGGCUUCCAACUCCCGAAGCACCGCGGCCGCCGCAGGUGUCGCUGCCCUCUUGGGCGGAGCCGCUUUUGUCGCCCCUAGCACCUCCAGUGGCCAACUUCGAGCAGCCAAGACGGCUUCCUCCGCUUCCACAGCCGCCCCCGUGUCUGGAAGGAUGGAGGCUUCCACCAUGGCAGUUGCGGGUGCGGCACUGGCCGUUUGCCUUGGCCGAAAGGGCACCGCGAGUGCGAAGCACCUGGUCGCGCUUAAGGCCUUCGAGAGCGAGCUGGGCGUGCAAGCGCCAGUGGGCUUCUGGGACCCCGUGGGGUUUACCUCCGACGGCGAUGUCGCGACCUUUAAGCGCCGCCGAUCCGUGGAGCUGAAGCACGGACGUAUCUCCAUGAUGGCGGCUAUGGGAUACAUCACCCCCGAGAUCACGGGCAAGCUGCCAGGCUUCCUGUCCCCAUCUGCUGGGCUGAAAUUCGCGGACAUCCCGAACGGGCUGGCUGCCGUGUCCAAGGUGCCCGUGGCAGGAUGGGCGCAGAUCGCCGCCUACUUCGGCUUUGUGGAGUUCAGCGGUGGCUUCGAGGACUACAAGACCGGCACUCCGGGAGACUACGGCUUCAAGGUCCUGACCUCCUCGGAUCCGGAGGAGAAGACCAAGAAACUUUCCGCCGAGCUUGCCAACGGCCGCCUGGCCAUGAUGGCCAUCAUCGGCAUGUUCUUCCAGGAUGGCUUCACUGGCAGCGCCUGGGGUGACUGGGCCAACUACACUGCCUCUCCCCUGCGUGCCUUCGAGAGCGAGCUCGGCGUGCAGCCGCCAGUGGGAUUCUGGGACCCCGUUGGAUUCACGGCCGAUGGCAACGCGGACGUGUUCGCCCGCCGACGCCAGACGGAGAUCAAGCACGGCAGAAUUUCCAUGCUCGCGACAAUGGGGUACAUGACUCCGGAGAUCACCGGCAAGUUUCCGGGCUACCUGUCCCCGUCUCUGGGCCUGAAGUUCGCCGACGUGCCGAACGGCUUGGCGGCCAUUUCCAAGGUGCCAGUUCUUGGUUGGGCGCAAAUCUUGGCUUACAUGGGCUUCUGCGAGGUGUCUAAGCCCCAGUCCCCCGGAACUCCUGGUGCGGCGGGCGACUUCGGCUGGAAGGUGCUGACUUCCACGGACCCAGAGGAGAAGAAGAAGAAGCUUGCUUCGGAGCUUGCCAACGGCCGCCUUGCCAUGGUCGCCAUCAUGGGCAUGCUCUUCCAGGAUGGCGUCACCGGCAGUGCCUGGGGUGGCCUGGCUCUCAACACCGCCUCUGCUUGGCGCGCAUUCGAGAGCGAGCUGGGGGUGCAGCCGCCCGUGGGAUUCUGGGACCCCGUUGGAUUCACGGCCGAUGGCAACGCCGACGUGUUCGCCCGCCGACGCCAGACAGAGAUCAAGCACGGCAGAAUUUCCAUGCUCGCGACAAUGGGGUACAUGACUCCGGAGAUCACCGGCAAGUUUCCGGGCUACCUGUCCCCGUCCUUGGGCCUGAAGUUCGCCGACGUGCCGAACGGCUUGGCGGCCAUUUCCAAGGUGCCAGUUCUUGGUUGGGCGCAAAUCUUGGCUUACAUGGGAUUCUGCGAGGUGUCUAAGCCCCAGUCCCCCGGAACUCCUGGUGCGGCGGGCGACUUCGGCUGGAAGGUGCUGACUUCCACGGACCCAGAGGAGAAGAAGAAGAAGCUUGCUUCGGAGCUUGCCAACGGCCGCCUUGCCAUGGUCGCCAUCAUGGGCAUGCUCUUCCAGGAUGGCGUCACCGGCAGUGCCUGGGGUGGCCUGGCUCUUAACACCGCCUCUGCUUGGCGCGCAUUUGAGAGCGAGCUGGGGGUGCAGCCGCCCGUGGGAUUCUGGGACCCCGUUGGAUUCACGGCCGAUGGCAACGCCGACGUGUUCGCCCGCCGACGCCAGACGGAGAUCAAGCACGGCAGAAUUUCCAUGCUCGCGACAAUGGGGUACAUGACUCCGGAGAUCACUGGCAAGUUCCCGGGCUACCUGUCCCCGUCCUUGGGCCUGAAGUUCGCCGACGUGCCGAACGGCUUGGCGGCCAUUUCCAAGGUGCCAGUUCUUGGUUGGGCGCAAAUCUUGGCUUACAUGGGCUUCUGCGAGGUGUCUAAGCCCCAGUCCCCCGGAACUCCUGGUGCGGCAGGCGACUUCGGCUGGAAGGUGCUGACUUCCACGGACCCAGAGGAGAAGAAGAAGAAGCUUGCUUCGGAGCUUGCCAACGGCCGCCUUGCCAUGGUCGCCAUCAUGGGCAUGCUCUUCCAGGAUGGCGUCACCGGCAGUGCCUGGGGUGGCCUGGCUCUUAACACCGCCUCUGCUUGGCGCGCAUUCGAGAGCGAGCUUGGUGUGCAGCCGCCUGUGGGAUUCUGGGACCCCGUUGGAUUCACGGCCGAUGGCAACGCCGACGUGUUCGCCCGCCGACGCCAGACAGAGAUCAAGCACGGCAGAAUUUCCAUGCUCGCGACAAUGGGGUACAUGACUCCGGAGAUCACCGGCAAGUUUCCGGGCUACCUGUCCCCGUCCUUGGGCCUGAAGUUCGCCGACGUGCCGAACGGCUUGGCGGCCAUUUCCAAGGUGCCAGUUCUUGGUUGGGCGCAAAUCUUGGCUUACAUGGGCUUCUGCGAGGUGUCUAAGCCCCAGUCCCCCGGAACUCCUGGUGCGGCGGGCGACUUCGGCUGGAAGGUGCUGACUUCCACGGACCCAGAGGAGAAGAAGAAGAAGCUUGCUUCGGAGCUUGCCAACGGCCGCCUUGCCAUGGUCGCCAUCAUGGGCAUGCUCUUCCAGGAUGGCGUCACCGGCAGUGCCUGGGGUGGCCUGGCUCUUAAUACCGCCUCUGCUUGGCGCGCAUUCGAGAGCGAGCUUGGUGUGCAGCCGCCUGUGGGAUUCUGGGACCCCGUUGGAUUCACGGCCGAUGGCAAUGCCGACGUGUUCGCCCGCCGACGCCAGACGGAGAUCAAGCACGGCAGAAUUUCCAUGCUCGCGACAAUGGGGUACAUGACUCCGGAGAUCACCGGCAAGUUUCCGGGCUACCUGUCCCCGUCCUUGGGCCUGAAGUUCGCCGACGUGCCGAACGGCUUGGCGGCCAUUUCCAAGGUGCCAGUUCUUGGUUGGGCGCAAAUCUUGGCUUACAUGGGCUUCUGCGAGGUGUCUAAGCCCCAGUCCCCCGGAACUCCUGGUGCGGCGGGCGACUUCGGCUGGAAGGUGCUGACUUCCACGGACCCAGAGGAGAAGAAGAAGAAGCUUGCUUCGGAGCUUGCCAACGGCCGCCUUGCCAUGGUCGCCAUCAUGGGCAUGCUCUUCCAGGACGGCGUGACCGGCAGCGCUUGGGGUGGCCUUGCCCUCAACACGGCUUCGGCCUGGCGAUGA
This is a messenger RNA of Effrenium voratum, 3366 nucleotides long. NCBI's taxonomy places the organism in Eukaryota, Dinophyceae, Suessiales, Symbiodiniaceae. The record is from the annotation of a GenBank genome assembly.